AUGUCUGACAAGCGGUCACGACAUGCCAGUGAUGCGAAAUCACAUCAAAGCCGCCGAAGCUCGUAUCACACGAGGAGCGAGGCGAGCUUCAGCACGGCGUCCUCCGGUCUCAGUGAAGCCCGCCGCCGGGCUGCACUUAGCCAGCUCCAGGCGGAACAGGCCCAGCGCGCCGCCGCCGCCAAGGCUGAGCUGGCCCGGCGUCUGGCGGAGGCGGACGCGGAGCAGGCCCGGCGUCAGGCGGAGGUGCAGGCGGAGCAGGCCCGGCGUCAGGCGGAGGCGCAGGCGGAGCAGGCCCGGCGUCAGGCGGAGGCGCAUGCGGAGCAAGCCCGACAACAGGCGGACGCGCAGGCAGAGCAGUCCCGGCGGCAGGCGGAGCAGGCGGAGGCGCAGGCAGCGCUGCAAGCUCAGGCGGCGAAGGAUGAAGCUGAAUACCGUCAGCUGGAGCUGGAGCUGCUGGAGCAGGAGGAGCGAGGUUCGCAGCUCGCUCGUUCUUACGCUGCACCAUCCGGCGCCGGCCUCCCGGUGGUUGCAACAGAGCCACCGGCGCAGGUAUGCGUGUCUCGACAGACGGACGAGUCGGUCACGCGUACCCGACAGUGGCUGACUCAGUCUCAGCUACACGUGCCACCAGUGGAUACGGCUCCCGUCAGCGCUGUGCCUCCACCUGCAAUGCGUCUGCAGCGCCCGUCCAGUGACGACACGCGAGCGGUCCCGCAUCUGCCGCGCAUCACACUGGAGAAGUUCGGAGGCUCUGCCAUCGAGUGGCCGCGGUGGAUAGCCCUCUUCAAAGCGCUGGUACACGACCGCGCCGACCUCACCGACGUAGAACGGCUGACCUAUCUGCAGACUCACCUGACGGGGCCGGCGAGAGAGUCUGUGCGGGGCAUGCUCUGCGACGCCAGUCUAUACAGCACCGCCCUGUGUGAGCUGGAGCGAGAGUUUGGUGACCCGUCCCGUGUGAUACACGCCACGAUGAAAAGACUGCUCACAGCGCGGCCGGUGAAAGAUGGCGACCUGUCAGCGCUGACAGAGCUGUCUCGUGAGCUCCACACCGCGGUGAGCGUCUUACAGUGUCUGCACUACGAGCACGACCUCGCUGCCGCCACGAACGUCACCACUGUGACUGGGAAGCUACCAGCCUCCCUCGCCUGGAGGUGGGGCGAGCACAUGGUGGAAAACGGCAUCGCUCGUCCGACGCUCGUCGAUCUCGACGAAUGGCUUCGCCGUCAUGUGUCAGCUGGUCGGUUGGCCUUGAACGUGACCACCAAGCAGCCGCCGAAGGUCGAGGCUAACGACGCUGAGUGCCGCCCGCGGCGCGUGUUUACCACCACGUCGGCGCGGCCCACGCCGGCGGCUGUAAAGCGGGGGAGGACGGCGGCCAUAAAACCAUCAGCGGACGGGAACAGCGCCGGCUGUGCCAUGUGUCAGCAAACACACCAGCUCCAGCGCUGUGACAAAUUUCUCGCGUUGACUGUGAGUGAAAGGGCAGAGUUUGUCGGCAGAAACAGACUGUGUUUCAACUGCCUGGGCCGCGAUCACAUCAGCGCUACGUGUCCCAGUGAUGCACGAUGUGACGCGGAGCACUGCAGCAGGCGUCAUCACGCGCUGUUGCACAACGGCAGACGAGUGUUUCCGCGGAGUGAUAACGCUGGUGGCACGCCGUCAUCCACCAAACACGUCGGCACAGCGUCGGUCGAACCUCGCGGUCAUAUUCUGCUGCAGGUGGUACCCAUCACCGUGAAUGGUCCGGCAGGUAGCCGCACCACAAACGCGCUAUUGGACUUAGGAAGCCAGGUCACACUGGUCACCGACGGCCUGUGUGACCGGCUCGGCAUCUCGGGGCCCGCGGGCAAAUUGUGGCUGAGCACUCUGAACGGGAACCAAACGAUGCAGUCACGGCGCGUAUCCUUUGCUGUUGAGGCUGUGGGCGGCGACGGCAAGGCGCACUGCAUACAAAACGCCCAAACGACGCCGACGUUAAACGUGUCAGCCAAGGUCAUGGACUGCACGGUGGCAAAGGAGGAAUGGCCGCACCUGGCCGACCUGGAUCUCCCCAGCGCCACCCGCGACCCGGUGGAGGUGCUCCUGGGGACGGACGCCAUCGAACUAAUUGUGCCACGGGAAGUGAUUGAAGGGCCGCCGGGGACGCCGUGCGCGGUAAAAACCCUGCUGGGAUGGUCAGUGACCGGGCGAGUGCCGGGGCGUUCCAUGUAUGAACAAGGUGAACACGCUGUGCACCAUGUACGCGUCAGUGACGAGAGGAGUGCGCUCAUCGAACUUCAGAAUCAAGUAAAGCUGUUCUGGACGACCGAGGCUUUCGGUACAAAGUACGAGAGUGCACAACUGCACUCUAAAGCAGAUCAGAGAGCCAUGUCCAUUCUGGAGAGCGUCACGAGACAGACCGGCGACCGAUACGAGACCGGUCUCCUGUGGCGUGAUGACGAGGUGCAACUCCCAGACAACCGUCAGACUGCUCUUACGCGUCUGAAGGCGGUGGAGAGACGCCUGGACCGAGACCCUGACCUCUGUCGGUCGUAUCGAGACACGAUGAACGACUACAUCACCCAAGGUCACGCCAGCAAGGUCAGCGGAGAGCAGCGCACGCACGGGCGGACGUGGUAUCUGCCCCACCACGCCGUUCAAAACCCCAACAAGCCAGGGAAGGUGCGUGUCGUGUUCGACGCGGCGGCGAGGUGUGGUGGCACGUCACUGAACGACAAUCUCAUCACUGGACCCAACAAUCUGAACUCACUCGCCGGUGUGCUCAUGAGGUUCCGACAGGGCCGCGUCCCGAUCGCGUCUGAUGUGAAACAGAUGUUUCACCAGAUAGCCGUCCGUGCUGAGGACCGACAGGCACAGCAGUUUCUCUGGCGUGAUAUGGACACGACGAAGGAGCCAGAGACGUAUCAAAUGAACGUGGUCAUCUUUGGUGCAAAAUCAUCGCCAUCCACGGCCACCUACGUGCUACGACGGUGCGCAGACGACGGCAGAGACAAACACCCUCAGGCGGCGGACAAGGUCGUCAGCCGAUUCUACAUGGACGACUACCUGGACUCCGUCGACACCGAGAGUGAGGGACGCGAGCUUGUCAACUCGCUCAACUCUCUGCUGAGCGCCGGCGGCUUCCAUUUAACGAAAUGGACCAGCACAACAGCGGAUGUGCUGUGUGACAUCCCACCCGAAGACAGGUGUGAUGAAAUGCGCGACCUGGACCUGUCAGCAGAGUCAGCAUGGAAAAAGACGCUGGGUGUUCACUGGUGCGCUCAGGACGAUCAGUUCCGGUUCAAGGUCAUGCAGCUGGAUGGCGGAGACACGAAACGCGCCAUUCUGAGCAGAGCGUCGGCAGUGUUCGACCCGCUGGGCAUGCUGGCUCCGUUCAUUGUCCGAGCCAAAUGCCUCAUCCAAAAGAUCUGGCUCGGCGGAUGGGACUGGGACGAGGCCAUCAGCGAUACAGAACUCCUCGCUCAGUGGCACAGCUGGCAGCUGGAGCUGAACGACAUGGACUGCGUGCGACUGCACGUGUUCGGCGACGCCUCUGAGAAUGCGUUCGGUGUGGUGGCGUACCUGCGGUUCGAGCUCGAGGACGGCACCGGCCACUGCAGCUUCGUGAUGUCCAAGGUGCGCGUCGCGCCCAUCAAACAGCUCAGCAUACCUCGACUGGAGCUACAGGCCGCUGUCAUGGCCGUCCGCGUGGCGGACACCAUCAAGGCAGAGCAUGAUAUGGCCAUCAACGAGACCAUCUUCUGGAGCGACUCGUCCACCGUACUCCAGUGGAUCAACAGCGAGAGCAGGCGGUUUAACACCUUCGUCGCAAACCGCAUCGCCGAGAUCCAGGAUGCGUCAGACGUGACUCAAUGGCGACACGUGCCAGGGCCACUGAACCCAGCGGACAUAUGCAGCCGAGGCUGCUCGGUGACGGAGCUGGCGCCCGGCGGCGUGUGGGUUCAAGGUCCGGCCUUCCUGCGGCGCCGUCACCAGGACUGGCCCGCCGCGCCGCCCCGCGCGACGGAGCGCCCGAGAGACGAGGAAACGGCCGAAAUGAGGGUAAUAGCCUGCGCCACUGGGGGAGCUGAGCCGGCCAUAAACCCCAGCCGGUUCUCAUCAUGGCUCAGGCUGCUGCGUGUGACAGCGUGGGUGCGCCGGUUCGCUCACAACAGCCGCAGCCGAGCAGCCGCUGAUCGGCGGACGGGACCGCUGACUGCUGAAGAGCUGAGAGAAGCUGAGCGUGUCUGGCUGCUCAGCACACAGGCCGAGCAGUUCGGCGAUGAAGUUGCAGCUCUCCAGCACGGAAGGCGGCUCCCAUCGAACAGCCGACUGCAUCAGCUGACACCCUUCCUGGACUCGACCGGCCUGCUGAGAGUCGGGGGCCGGCUGCGCCACGCCCAGAUGGACUUCGAGGUCAAGCACCAGGUGAUACUACCUGCUCGCGGAGACAUCACUCGGCUGAUCAUCACCGACCGACACAAGAAGCUCGCCCAUUCCGGUGCUGAACACGUGCUGACCCACCUACGGCAGCAGUUCUGGGUCAUCUGUGGCAGAGCUGCAGUGAAGCGGUACACACGUGCCUGCAUGCUGUGCCGGAAACGGUCAGCCCGGCCAGCACCGCCGCUGAUGGGUGACCUACCAGCCUUCCGAGUGGGCGAGCCGGCCCCGGUCUUCGCUCGUGUAGGAGUGGAUUUCUUCGGCCCACUGAUGGUGAAGAAACAUCGCAAACGAGAAAAGAGAUAUGGCUGCCUGUUCACCUGCCUGUCUACCCGAGCAGUUCAUAUCGAACUGGCGCACUCACUGGACACCGACUCGUUCAUCAUGGCCAUGCGACGGAUGAUCGCGAGACGGGGCAACGUCAGCCUCGUGUGCUCGGACAAUGGCACAAACUUCCGUGCUGGUGAGCGGGAACUGCGGCAGGCACUGCAACAGUGGAACCAGACAAAGAUAGCGGACACGCUGUCUCAAGAAGGGGUUGAGUGGCGGUUCAACCCACCAGGAGCACCGCACUUCGGUGGCGUGUUUGAGCGACUGGUCCGGUCCGCCAAACGCGCACUGACGACUGUGCUGGGAGACCGAGCCGUGGACGAUGAGACGCUUCGAACGGUCGUCACCGAGGUGGAAGGGCUCCUGAACGGCCGUCCGCUGACCUACAUCAGUACCGACCCGGGCGACUACCAGCCACUCACCCCCAAUCACUUCCUGAUCGGUCGCGCGUCUCCCCAGCUGCCGCCCGGUGUGUUCGUCGACGGUGACCUGUGCGGCCGACGACGCUGGAAACACACCCAGGUGCUAAUCGACCACAUCUGGCGGCGCUGGCGACGGGAAUACCUCCCGACACUCACCACGCGGGUGAAAUGGCGCGCAGACACGGCUGACGUGCAGCUCGAGGAGCUAGUGCUGGUGACAGACGACAAUCUGCCCCGCGGACACUGGCCUGUGGGGCGAGUGGUGAACGUGUUCCCUGGCGCCGACGGCCGAGUGCGGGUGGUUGAAGUGGCCACUGCCACUGGACGCUAUAGGCGGCCGGUCUCUCGUCUCUGCCGUCUCGAGUGCGAUGGUGACGGACAGUAA
Messenger RNA from Amphibalanus amphitrite, 5559 nucleotides. RefSeq lists its product as uncharacterized. The transcript has 2 exons. Gene Ontology annotation, biological process: DNA integration. Bases 1 to 5559 code for a protein of 1852 amino acids. Gene Ontology annotation, molecular function: nucleic acid binding. NCBI's taxonomy places the organism in Eukaryota, Metazoa, Arthropoda, Thecostraca, Balanomorpha, Balanidae. The record is from RefSeq and is a predicted model, not a curated record.